Messenger RNA from Aspergillus oryzae RIB40, 1509 nucleotides. Its product is annotated as acyl-CoA dehydrogenase family protein. The coding region runs from base 1 to 1509 and encodes 502 amino acids. Gene Ontology annotation, molecular function: flavin adenine dinucleotide binding; oxidoreductase activity, acting on the CH-CH group of donors. The transcript has 3 exons. The record is from RefSeq and is a predicted model, not a curated record. Lineage: Eukaryota; Fungi; Ascomycota; Eurotiomycetes; Eurotiales; Aspergillaceae.
AUGCUUAAGGAGACAUUUUCCAAAUCAAAGGAUGGAAUCUCAACACCAACCUUUCUUGAAACGAUCUGGAGACGGAGAAAAGACCCCCUUGACUUCCGUCUCUGGGGGCGUCCAACCCGGAGGGGGCAUUUGUCCUAUCUUCGCGUACUCUUCUUCGUAUAUCCGGAAUCUCGCACACAAAUUUCAGGUCUCAAUCGUACUCAAGCUAUGCCUCCUGAUCCUAAACUCAGCCUGGACAACAAUACGCCAUGGGCCGAACCUGCGUGGUACCAAACAUUAGACUCACCCUACUACAAUCAGUCCCAUUGGAAGCUUCGAGACAAUAUCAGAAGUUACUGUGAUACACAUAUCCUCCCGCACGCUCUUGAAUGGGAAGAGAAAGGCGAUGUACCUCGAGAAGAAGCGCUGCGGUAUGCCCAGUCGGGAAUCCCUUUCGAUGAUGUGCCUGCACAGUAUCGGCCCUCCCACAUUCCUAAUCUAGCCGGGAUACCCCACAAUGAGAGGGACGUGUUUCAUCUUCUCGUUUCUGUGGACGAACUGGCCAGAGUGGAAGGGGGUGUUGGCAUUGCACUCGGUGGAGCAUCAACGAUCGGCAUCCCUCCAAUCAUCCACCAUGGCACUGAAGAACAAAAGGCUAAGUGGCUUCCCGGGCUCUUUUCAUGGGAAACCAGCUUCUGUCUCGGGGUGACCGAGCCCAACGGUGGGUCAGACGUCGCACGAAUCAGGACGAGCGCUGUUAAGUCCGCUGACGGCAGGUCUUACGUUGUCAACGGCGUUAAGAAAUGGAUCACAGGUGCUCCCUGGGCUACGCAUAUGACAACGGCUGUUCGGACGGGGCCCGAAGGUUCAGGUCUGCAUGGCAUUUCUGUCCUUGUAAUUCCACUAGACUCUAAGGGAGUCAUACGUCAGAAGAUCUAUAACAGUGGGCAGAACGCUGGUGGAUCAUCAUUUGUGGACCUGGAAGAUGUCCGGGUCCCCGUGGAGAAUUUCAUAGGAGAGGAAAAUAAAGGGUUCCCUAUCGUUAUGAAAAACUUCAACAAAGAACGAUACAUCAUGGCCAUCCAGUGUAAUAGGAAAAGUCGAACCUGCCUUGCCAUGGCUCUGUCGUACGCUAUGACGCGCAAGACCUUUGGGAAGCCGCUGAUUCACAAUCAAAUCAUCCGUCGGAAACUGGCUGAACUGGCUCACCGGGUGGAGGCGCAUUGGGCUUGGUUAGAACAGCUGGCGUUCUAUAUAACCAAUGCACCCUUGGGUUGGCAGAGCCCCCAGAUCGCCAGUCGUAUUGCUUUGCUUAAAGUUCAGGGGGGCCAGAUGCUUGAAUUAGCCUCGCGGGAGGCCCAGCAGAUAUUUGGUGGCGCAGGAUAUCAGAAAGGCGGGGCCGGAGCGACCGUGGAGCAGAUCAGUAGAGACCUACGAAUGAUGGUGGUGGGUGGCGGGAGUGAAGAAAUCAUCGCGGAUCUCGCCGUACGCCAGGAGAUUUCUUUGCUGAAAGAAAAGGGAAAGCUAUAG